CUUCCUGCUUGUGCUCCGGCCGUGCACAGUGCAGGGAUGAGACAAAGAGCUCUGCCCUGCCAACAGCCCCUGUCCUCUGCCUUGCCAGCAGUGACCCCUGAUCUCUGCGCUGCCAGCAGUGACCCCUGUCCUCUGCCCUGCCAGCAUGGACCCAUGAUCUCUGCACUGCCAGCAGUGACCCCUUUCCUCUACCCGGCCAGCAGUGACCCCUGUCUUCUGUCCUGCUAGCAGUGACCCCUCAUCUCUGUGCUGCAAGCAGUGACCCCUGUCCUCUGCCCUGCCAGCAGUGGCCCCUGUCCUCUGCCUUGCCAGCAGUAACCUCUGUCCUCUGCCCUGCCAGCAGUGACCCCUGUCCUCUGCCCUGCCAGUGGUGACCCC
Staurois parvus is the source of this 378-nucleotide messenger RNA. Lineage: Eukaryota; Metazoa; Chordata; Amphibia; Anura; Ranidae. The record is from the annotation of a GenBank genome assembly.